UUUCGGAGUGGCAUUUUAAAUAAGGGUCUUUAAGACUGGUCCCGGGCUGUGAGAGGCUCACAGUCUUAACAGCCAGGGCGUGGGUCAGAUUCCUCGGGAUGGUGCCCUAGAGUCGUUAUCUAACAGAAAACGAACGUCGAGGAGCUCGGAGAAACCUCAGACAAACAGGCUUUUCCGGGAACAGCUGGAGCUAGAGCUCUGCCCAUGCUGUAGUUCCCGUCAUUCUCCAGAAGUCACACAACAGCAAGGAGUUGUAAAAAAGUUCUUACGAGUUUCGUCAGUAACGUCAGUCUGGAGUGAAUCAGAUGUGUCUGUUUAAUCGCCAGAUAACCCUGGAAAGAGAAAGAAGAUAGAGCAGGCAGGAAGCUAUGUGAAAGAAUCUUCUGAUGUCAUAAUUUCUGGUGUCACUGGAACAUUGACCAACAUUCCUUUGGCAAGUCUAGACUUCUAUGGAAAGUCAGUAGAAGCAAUUGAUUUAUUCACCUCUAUAGGAAUCACACUUGGCCUAUUUUGGAUUUCAGUGAAUUAUGCCUUUUCGGUUUGGGACCCAGCCAAGGAGGUUUCCAGUGGAAGGAGGAGAUUCUUCGAUUGGGCUAGAAUCAGGCCUGAGCUCCAGUGCUGCCUGUAACGGGAAAGAGACGUCACCCAAUAGGCAACUCCGAAGAUGCCCUGGAAGUCAUUGCCUGACAAUAACUGAUGUUCCCAUCACUGUCUAUGCAACAAUGAGAAAGCCACCUGUGCCAAGCAGCAAGGAAAUGCAUCCCAAAUAGCAUCAAUAAGUCUUCUGUCAAGGGUUGACUAGGUCAAGGGUAAUGGGCCAGUAUCAUCUUAUGGUCUGUCUCGUAAACAAAUAAAGGUGGUGGCACGA
This is a messenger RNA of Mesocricetus auratus (golden hamster), 868 nucleotides long. RefSeq names its product family with sequence similarity 229 member B (gene Fam229b). Lineage: Eukaryota; Metazoa; Chordata; Mammalia; Rodentia; Cricetidae. The coding region runs from base 528 to 770 and encodes 80 amino acids. The record is from RefSeq and is a predicted model, not a curated record. The transcript has 6 exons.